GCAAAGUGUCAUGACGCCACUUCCUGACCGGUGGCUUUGCGGGAAGUUUGGUCCUCACACAGCUAAACGUAGAGUCAACACCAAACAACACAGUCAAGAUGCCUCCUAAAUCCAAGGCGGCAGGGAAAGGCAGAGCUCCAGCUAAGAGGAAGCUGGCUGAGGAGUUCCCACCCGGAGAGGUCCUGACUGACACUGGGAAGAAGGCUUGGAAGCUGGGGGCUCCAAUCGGCCAGGGGGGCUUUGGUCUCAUAUAUUUGGCUGAUGAGAAUUCUGCCAAACCUGUAGGUGAGGAUGCUCGCUAUGUCAUCAAAGUGGAGCCCAGUGAUAAUGGACCACUGUUCUCUGAGCUCAAGUUUUACAUGAGAGCUGCUAAGCCUGAUCUGAUUCAGAGCUGGAUGAAGUCUCACAAGUUGAAAAGUCUGGGAGUUCCCAGGUACUGGGGCUCUGGUCUGCAUGAGAGAGACGGGGGAAGGUACAGGUUCAUGGUCGUUGACAGGCUUGGCACAGACCUGCAGAAGAAGUUUGAGGAAUGUGGAAGGAGGUUCCCCAGGAAACUGGUCCUGCAACUCGGCCUUCGACUGCUGGAUAUUCUGGAGUACAUACAUGAGCACGAGUAUGUGCAUGCUGACAUUAAGGCAUCCAACCUUGUGCUGAGCCACAGUGAUCCCAACCAGGUUUACUUAGUAGAUUAUGGCCUGGCAUAUAGGUACGCACCCGACAGUGUCCUCAAAGAGUACAAGGAAGACCCCAAGAGAUGCCAUGACGGUACCAUCGAGUUCACAAGCAUUGACGCCCACAAAGGAGCAUCUGCAUCUAGGCGGAGCGACCUGGAGAUCCUGUGCUACUGCAUGGUUCAGUGGCUGUGUGGACGCCUACCUUGGGAGGACAAGCUGCAGGACCCCCUCUACGUCAGAGACUCUAAACUCAGGAGUCAAGAAAACAUCUCUGAAUUCAUGACCAAGUGUUUCUCCCCUCAAGACAAGCCAGAUGAGAUCCAGAGGUUCAUGGAGGAAGUUAAAUCUCUGGGAUACCAAGACAAACCACCGUACGACAAGUUACGCUCCAUCCUGCAGGCUGGACUGAAGGCCAUCCAGGCUAAAGAUGACGGCAAACUGGAGUUCACUCCUGUGAGUGGAGCAGUAUCAACUCCUGCUAAGAAGACCACAAAGAGAAAGAAAGCAGCAGAUGAAGCCGGAGAGAGUGAGACUGAAGGAAGUCUCAUCAAGAAAAAGAGAGUCACAAAGAAAAAAGAAGUGAAUGGAGUGAAGAAAAAUACCAAAAAGACUCCAAUACCAAGGAAGGCACCCAGCACUGGAAAACAGGGUGACCCCAAAUCCAGACUGGUGGAGAUGGGCACCCAGACGUCACCCGGACUCGCCCAGAGAACCCGAGGCAGAACCAAGACAACCAACUCUUAGACAUCCUCCUCUGUCUACCCCCCCCCUCCUACUUUGUCCUCUCUGCUUCUUAAAAAGUCUACUUUUUUAAGUUUUAUAUAGUAGGGUUUUCUGUCUGUUAUGCACCGAUAGAUGUUUGUUUGUAUUUGGUGUGGUUGAAGCCAAAUCAUUUGUAAUAAAGAGGAAAUUAAAUUGUC
Messenger RNA from Micropterus salmoides (largemouth bass), 1594 nucleotides. It is a transcript of the gene vrk1, whose product is annotated as VRK serine/threonine kinase 1. Bases 99 to 1418 code for a protein of 439 amino acids. The transcript is spliced from 13 exons. Lineage: Eukaryota; Metazoa; Chordata; Actinopteri; Centrarchiformes; Centrarchidae. Gene Ontology annotation, biological process: signal transduction; peptidyl-serine phosphorylation. Gene Ontology annotation, cellular component: cytoplasm; nucleus. The record is from RefSeq and is a predicted model, not a curated record. Gene Ontology annotation, molecular function: protein serine/threonine kinase activity; ATP binding.